Molecule: messenger RNA, 973 nt
Organism: Pezoporus flaviventris
Lineage: Eukaryota; Metazoa; Chordata; Aves; Psittaciformes; Psittacidae
Gene: CLXN
Product: calaxin
Exons: 7
Coding region: 44-706 (220 amino acids)
Molecular function (GO): calcium ion binding
Source: RefSeq, a predicted model, not a curated record
AAGGCCGCUGUUGCCAGGCCCGGGCCCGCCUGCCCGCGUUACUAUGGCGGCCGCAGCGGCGGCGGUGAGCGGCCGGUCCCUCACCAUGAGCAGGAAGAGGCUGCAGCAGCUGGUGGACGCCCUGGGCCACUCCACUAAGCACUUUAAUAAAAGUGAAGUGGAAUGUCUGAUCAAGCUCUUCAACAAGCUGGUGGCCGAGUCCAGCAGCCGCUUUGCUGCAGCCGGCUUUGACCGUAACAUGUUCAGAGACGUUCUGCACAGCGCGUUUGGCAUGACGGAUGAGAUGAUGAUGGACAGAGUGUUCCACACUUUUGAUAGAGAUAAGAACAGCUGCAUCAGUGCGACGGAAUGGGUGGAAGGCUUAUCAGUAUUUCUUCGGGGGACACUAGAAGAAAAGAUCGAAUACUGUUUUGAGGUAUAUGACUUGAAUGGUGAUGGAUACAUUUCACGAGAGGAAAUGUUUCAAAUGCUGAAAAACUGUCUUCUCAAACAACCAUCCGAAGAAGAUCCUGAUGAAGGAAUUAAGGACUUGGUAGACAUAGCAAUGAAGAAAAUGGACUAUGAUCAUGAUGGCAAGCUUUCUUUUAAGGAUUUUGAAAAAGCAGUCAGAGAUGAAAAUCUUCUCUUAGAAGCCUUUGGACCAUGUUUGCCAGACAUAAAGAGUCGUAUGGCAUUUGAGCAGAAAACCUUCCGGGAAAGCUCGUAAACUGUUAACUCCCAGUGGAAUACUGCUAAACUAGGUACAAGUAUCACACUGGAUUCUGCAGGACUACCUGCAAAGUUAUUCCUCCUCCCCAUGUGAAAAGAAAAAGGUGUAGUUUACUAAAAAUCAUGCAGGACCAUGCACUGACAUUUGUAUUUUCUGAAGUGUUGUGUCAGAGGUAUGGAGUAGAAUCGCCUGCAAUAUUCUGCAUUAUGGAAGAGCUAAACAGUAAGAACGCUAGCUUUAAGUGACAAAUAAAUUGAUAAUACU